AGCCCUGGAGAGCACCCACUGUACAGAUAAGGAAACCGAGGCUCACGGGGGACCCCUUGAGUCAGGGCGGAGGCUGGGCUCAGACCUAGUGGGGCGGACGCUGGCGGCCCCACUUUGCACCCUCUGGGGUGGGGGCCGGGUUGGUGUCACAAACAGGAAAAGGUCCCGGAAAUUAAGCCUCAUGGUGUGGUGAGGGGAGGUGGGGCAGGCCUGGGGGCUGACAUUUGUGUGCGGUGUCUGUGGAGGGGUCCACACCCGUGGGCCUGCGAGCCUGCGUCAGGCCCCGGGCUGGCCUGGUCCCUGAAAAGGUGACACCGUUGGUCACCUGGACGGCGCUCAGAGCACUUAGCAAAUGUGCUGGGGCCACCUCAGGGCUGCCCCCGUGCGCCUGGCCGGCCAGGAGCCGACCUCUGAGCUCCCGCAGGGCAGGGAAGGCUCCCGGGCGGGGAGGGGCCUGGGUGGGAGCAGGUCGGGCCCAGAAAAUCAGUGGAAUGCCAGCAGGCGGCUCAGUGUCGUGGGUCUCCCCGCUUCACAGAGGAGGGGACACUGAGGCUUGGCACAGUUUACCCCCCCCCCCCCCGCAGCCUGGGACUCCGGCGAGCCGGUCAGAGGUCAGCGUCGCCCCUGCGGGAGUCUGGGUGUGCCCGAGCCGUCCCCGCCCGCCGCCCCCGGCCCGAUGGGUCGGUGACCCGGCGCCAUGUGGCCCAACGGCAGCGCCCUGGGGCCCUGUUUCCGGCCCACCAACAUCACCCCGGAGGAGCGGCGGCUCAUCGCCUCCCCCUGGUUCUCCGCCUCCUUCUGCCUCGUGGGCCUGGCGUCCAACCUGCUGGCCCUGAGUGUGCUGGCCGGUGCGCGGCAGGGCGGCUCGCACGCCCGCUCCUCCUUCCUCACCUUCCUCUGCGGCCUGGUCCUCACCGACUUCGCGGGGCUGCUGGUCACCGGCGCCAUCGUGGUGGCCCAGCACGCCGUCCUCUUCGACUGGCGCGCCGUGGACCCCGGCUGCCGCCUCUGCCAGUUCAUGGGCGUCGUCAUGGUCUUCUUCGGCCUCUGCCCGCUGUGGCUGGGGGCCGCCAUGGCCUCGGAGCGCUACCUGGGCAUCACCCGGCCCUUCUCGCGGCCCGCGGCCGCCUCCGGGCGCCGCGCCUGGGCCACGGUGGGGCUGGUGUGGGCCUCGGCGCUGGCGCUGGGCCUGCUGCCCCUGCUGGGCGUGGGCCGCUACACGCUGCAGUAUCCCGGCUCCUGGUGCUUCCUGACGCUCGGCGCCCAGCCCGGGGACGUGGCCUUCGGCCUGCUGUUCUCGCUCCUGGGCGGCCUCUCGGUGGGGCUGUCCUUCCUGCUCAACACGAUCAGCGUGGCCGCUCUGUGCCACGUCUACCACGGCCAGGAGGCCGCCCAGCAGCGCCCACGGGACUGUGAGGUCGAGAUGAUGGCUCAGCUCACGGGCAUCAUGGCGGUGGCCACUAUCUGCUGGAUGCCGCUGCUGGUGUUCAUCGCCCAGACGGUGCUGCGCAGCCCGCCCGCCAUGAGCCCGACCGGACAGCUGUCCCGAGCCACGGAGCAACGGCUGCUCAUUUACCUGCGCGUGGCCACCUGGAACCAGAUCCUGGACCCCUGGGUGUACAUCCUGUUCCGCCGGGCCGUGAUCCGGCGUCUCCACCCCCGCCUCGGCGCCCGGCCCAGGUCGCUGUCCCUGCAGCCCCAGCUCACCCAGAGGCCCACGGUGCAGUAGGACCCGAGGGGGACAGCCGGACGGGGCGCUCCCGAGGGUCACGGCCAGUCUCUUCUGAAGCCCCAGGAGCCAGGAGCGUCGGAAGGACCGAGACCUUGAAGGGCAGGCCUGCGGGCUCUCCUCCAUCCGCCCUGGGGACUCCCUAACUCCUCCCUGAUCCCCCUUUCCCCUCCCGUCCCUUCUCCCCGCCCCCCCAGGAAGGGUGGGCAGGCCUGUGGGGCGGGUGUCUGAGGAGAUCAGACUUGCAAGCUUCCCCUUCCAGAAAUCCUCCAGAAGUGGGGGCCCUUGGACCCGACACGACCUGCUUACUGGGGGGUACCGUUGAUUCAGCUUGAUGCCCCCACCCAAGAAGGCCCUGUUUGGAAAAUAUUGAGCACGAAUAGGCAGGACACCCCCUCCCUGGCCAAAAUACAUCUUAGCCCCGCCGGCCGUCUUUGUUUCCCUCUGGGUCCAGACGGCAUCGAUCUUCACCGACAUGCGGGCGGCCGCCUGAGCAGAGCUGGGGUGCAGGGGAAGGGGGUGGGGGGGAGGGGGCUGGGUUCUGACUCCUCACCUCCUUUCUGGAGUCUUGACUAAGCACUCUGUAGGCCCGGUCUCCUGUCAUUCUCCCUACAGUCCCCGGGGUUCUGGCAUUAAACCCAUUCGCAGGUGAGGGAAAGAGAGGAGACGGACAGAGACAGGCAGGACUGGGACGUGAGCAAUUGCUACCCAACCCCCCCCCCCCCAGUCCCAAGCAGGGCUCACUCCCUCACUCGGGUAGCUGCUCCCACACCACUUCAGACCCCAGGGCCUUGAACAGAAGACACUUGGCCCACAGCAGGUGCUCAAUAAACAUCCAUGGGAGGGACAGAGGACUGAGCCUU
Lynx canadensis (Canada lynx) is the source of this 2592-nucleotide messenger RNA. RefSeq names its product thromboxane A2 receptor (gene TBXA2R). The record is from RefSeq and is a predicted model, not a curated record. Gene Ontology annotation, biological process: positive regulation of cytosolic calcium ion concentration; positive regulation of vasoconstriction; inflammatory response. Lineage: Eukaryota; Metazoa; Chordata; Mammalia; Carnivora; Felidae. The transcript has 3 exons. Bases 698 to 1729 code for a protein of 343 amino acids. Gene Ontology annotation, cellular component: plasma membrane. Gene Ontology annotation, molecular function: thromboxane A2 receptor activity.